Metarhizium album ARSEF 1941 is the source of this 1155-nucleotide messenger RNA. Its product is annotated as CCCH zinc finger protein. Gene Ontology annotation, molecular function: metal ion binding. Gene Ontology annotation, cellular component: nucleus. Bases 1 to 1155 code for a protein of 384 amino acids. NCBI's taxonomy places the organism in Eukaryota, Fungi, Ascomycota, Sordariomycetes, Hypocreales, Clavicipitaceae. The transcript is spliced from 3 exons. The record is from RefSeq and is a predicted model, not a curated record.
AUGUCUGGAGAAGAAAAAGAGCUUCUGGCUCGCAUCGGGCAACUUGCCGGCCAGAUCAACAGACACAAAAGUCAACAGGCUGGAGUCGGAGCCACUUCGAGUCGCCAAGCAAGCGACUACCGAGGUUCGUCUACGAUUGACACAUCGAGUUUUCAUGGUUCUGACUUUGGCAAAGGGGAAAAUGUAUAUCGCCCACCCCGCGCUUAUAAUGGCUCGGCAUACAGAGUAGGACGAUUGCACAACAACCAUCGCCAUCGUACACUUCACCUGAACCAAUCUCGGCCGCCAUCUGACUCCAACACCCCAAGUCCAGGCUCAACAACACCUGGAAACAGUGGCUGGGUAUCCAGAAACGACCGACAUCGACAGCUAAUCAAUGCCAACGUCUUUGAGAAGGAUACCCAGAACCGCGCCAAGGCAAUAGAGGAGACGAGGCAGAAGAAGCUGCAGGAUCGGAAGACGCGCGAGAAAACCCAGUUGCUGGCUUUUUUACGCCAUCAGACCCGCACGGCUGAUGCGGUUGCUAAUCCCAAACCUGGCACAGGCAGAGCUGAGAUUGUGAUUGAAGGCAUUCGUUUCCACAUCGCCGAUGGCGGCAAGAAGCUUGUUAAAUCGCCAGGUUCCUGCCCCAAGGGCCCAUCGUGUCGAUUUCAACAUGACCCUGCCAAGGUGGCUGUUUGCAAAGACUUUUUGAAAGACGGCAAGUGUCCCAACGGCGAGUCGUGCGACCUUUCCCAUGAUGUUUGCCCCGAACGCGUCCCGAAUUGCUUGCACUAUGCAAAAGGCCACUGCACAAAGGCCGAUUGUCCAUACACGCACUCUAGAGCACCCCCCGGCGCCUUGGUUUGCGAGGCAUUCGGUUUCUACGGGUACUGUGACAAGGGAGCGCUGUGCACCGAGCGUCAUGUUUUUGAGUGCCCAGACUUUAGCAACACGGGGUUUUGCAGGACUAAAGGAUGUAAACUCCUCCACCGUGAAAGGGCAAGCGUCCUGCGAAACCAGGCCAAAGCCAACGAAGUUAUGGACGAAGACGUUUCCAGCGAUGACGAAGCAGUGGAUUCGGACGACGUCGACUCAGAUGAGGUUGCAGAAUUCAUCGAAGCAGAGUCAGACGACUCUGACUUUGAGAACCAAAAGGACUUUAUACCCCUCUAG